AUGACUGAAGAAAAGAAUGAUGAUAAAUUAGAAUUAUCGGAACACGCAAUAUCAGCAUUAAACGAAUUUCUUUCAGAGCAACAAGAACAACAGAUAAAAUUCGAACAAUUAAAGGCUAAAUCUUUAUCUUGUAUACAAAACUAUUUAGAAUCCAAUUCACAAGAUUCGAAACAAGACAACAAAGAUGAUGAUAAUAAUACGGAAAUUAAUAUAGAUUUUUUUAAAGAAGAUUGGCAGCUGAGUCAAUUUUGGUACGAUGAAGUGACAUCAAACUUUUUAGCUCAAGAAGUUCUAACUAAUACCAACCCAGACAGUCGGAUAGCAUGUAUCAGCACACCAACAGCAUUCGUCAAACUAAAAUCAAUAAAACCAACCCCAAAACAAACAAUCUGUCUCUUUGAAUUUGAUACAAGAUUUGAUGUGUAUGGAACGGAUUUUUAUACAUACGAUUAUAAAAACCCUACUAACUUUCGUAAUUCCCAAGAAUUAAGAAAUUCCUUUGAUUUUAUAUUAGUUGAUCCUCCGUUUUUAAGUGAGGACUGUUGUACUAAAUCCAUGAUAACGGUUAGAUGGCUUGAGAAAAGAGGAAAUUGUAAAAUUUUACUUUGCACAGGAGCUGUAAUGCGCGACCUCAUUUAUAGAUUAAUCAAAGCAAAAAUGUCAACUUUCAUACCACAGCAUAAAGGUGGUUUGGCAAAUGACUUUCGCUGUUACUCAAAUUAUGAAAGCCAAAAUAUUAAAUGGGUAAAAGAUGAAUGA
This is a messenger RNA of Funneliformis mosseae, 759 nucleotides long. The record is from the annotation of a GenBank genome assembly. Lineage: Eukaryota; Fungi; Glomeromycota; Glomeromycetes; Glomerales; Glomeraceae.